GGACUCAAUACAACAAAACAACAGCUCGUCGUUACCUCCCCGUUAUAUAAACAAAGACGUCACGACUGUUUUGUGCAAGGGGAGUGGCACGUCUCGCACCCAAUCAACAGUCUGUGGCCCCUCCCUCCCUGUCGGUUCCACAGGCUGUAUGGUCGGUUCACCGCCCAGACAGUCGCUAGUGUGUUCGUUUUGUACACCGCAGAAUCCCGCAGCAGAAAGUCUAACAUUUUCUGAAGGCACACUUAAAAAGGGAUAAACAAGGUGUAAUAUAUAUCACCUGUGGGCGGUAACUUUUGGAAUUGCACAAUGCACAGACUGCAGGUUUUAAAGGAAACUUUCUGCGGCAUGGAUGUCGUCCAACAGCGUCUCCUUAUCGGCUCAGCUGUAGCAGCAGGGGGUAUACUGGCAUACAUGGUGCACAAACGAAGACAAGUGAAAAGUAUCCCACUUGGUGAAGGAUGGUUUGGAGCAGGAGAGAAGCCACUGUCAGAGGAUACUAAAAUCUAUCCCUUUACAGUGCAAACCUCAGAUAAAGAGAUUGAGGACCUUCAUAAGCGCAUUGACAGAAUGCGUUACAGUGAUCCUUUAGAAGAUAGCGGCUUCCAGUAUGGCUUCAAUUCCACUUAUCUCAAGAAAGUGGUUUCCUAUUGGAGACACAAGUUUGACUGGAAAAAGCAGGUGUCAGUUCUUAACAAGUAUCCACACUUCAAAACUAAAAUAGAAGGCUUGGAUGUGCACUUCAUCCAUGUGCGACCACCACACCGCCAGAAUCAGAAGGUUCUGCCGCUGAUGCUUGUUCACGGCUGGCCAGGCUCCUUCUAUGAGUUCUACAAGAUUCUGCCACUUCUCACAGAGAACCAGGAUGGUGUAACAUUUGAGGUCAUAUGCCCCUCCAUCCCUGGCUACGGCUACUCAGAAGCCCCUCAUAAACAAGGAUUUGACAGUCUCGCUGCUGCACGCGUUUUCCUGACGCUGAUGGAGCGUUUAGGAUUCUCCCAGUUCUAUCUGCAGGGAGGAGACUGGGGCUCCCUCAUCACCACUAACAUGGCACAGAUGAAGCCUCAAUGUGUGAAAGGACUCCACUUAAACAUGUUGAACUCAAGAAGGGGGUUCAAAGUGAUGUUGUCUCUCAUCAUUGGUCCCUAUCUUCCCUUCCUCGUGGGUUUAACUCGAGAAGAUGUUCGCCGGAUGUUCCCUUUCUUUGAGAAGAAUGUCUGGAACAUCCUCAAGGAAUCAGGCUACCUUCACAUUCAGGCCACUAAACCAGACACUGCAGGCUGCGGAGUGAAUGACUCUCCUGUAGGCUUGGCGGCCUACAUUCUGGAGAAGUUCUCCACCUGGACUGAUAUGAGAAACAGAGAUCUGCCUGAUGGUGGGCUGGAGAGGAAAUUCAGCCUGGAUGAACUCUUGACCAAUGUCAUGAUCUACUGGACCACAGGCUCCAUAGUCUCCUCCAUGCGCUUCUACAAAGAGAACUUAAAGAGUAAUCCUGACCAUAGAGUGGAUGCAAAGACUGGGAUAUUUGUUCCCACUGGACUUGCAGCCUUCCCUGGGGAGCUGAUGCAUUGCCCCAAGUCAUGGGCACAAACUAAGUAUCGGAACAUCUACUCCUACACUUUCAUGCCACGAGGUGGUCACUUUGCUGCCUUUGAGGAGCCCCAGCUGCUAGCUAAAGACCUCAUCCAGUUUGUCAAAAAAGUGGAGGAGUUCUGAACCUGUUGAUGCACUCUCAGACUGAAGUUAAUUAUUAAUUGAAUUAUCUGUUCUUUAUUGUUGCAGUUGUGUUUGAUUUUGAUUGGUGAUUUUAAGUGGGAUAAAAACGCACAUUCAUGUUCAAGUUUGUUUUAAUGCUACUAUGUAUCUCAUUUGUUGAUUGCCUCCAAAAUUGUAGCACUCAUUUUUAAUAUUU
This is a messenger RNA of Centropristis striata (black sea bass), 1909 nucleotides long. RefSeq names its product epoxide hydrolase 5 (gene ephx5). Gene Ontology annotation, biological process: epoxide metabolic process; arachidonate metabolic process. The transcript is spliced from 10 exons. Gene Ontology annotation, molecular function: epoxide hydrolase activity. The coding region runs from base 307 to 1713 and encodes 468 amino acids. The record is from RefSeq and is a predicted model, not a curated record. NCBI's taxonomy places the organism in Eukaryota, Metazoa, Chordata, Actinopteri, Perciformes, Serranidae.